AUGGUCAUCGGCUCGGGUUCUGCCCGCAUGGGAUUGAGAGAUCUGGUCAAGCGAUCCAGUGGAAUAUCUCGAAGCGGAGAAACUUCGCGAGCCAGAACAGUGUCCAUCUCUCGUCGGCGCUUAUCAAGGCAGUACUACAUUCUCACGCACGCUGGCAAGCUCGUGUUCGCCUCCGGAGAGAACGAGCAGGUUCAAAGUCUGAUGGGUGUUGCUCAAGCCCUUGUCUCGAUCUAUGCCGCUGAGGAUGACCGUCCUAGAUCCAUCAUUCGCGGUAAAUCUCGUAUAUCCUUCCUCCUCAAAGCGCCCCUAUACCUCUUCUGCGUCAGCGAUUGGGGCGAGCCAGAACACGUUCUUCGCACACAUCUGGAAUACAUACAUCUGCAAGUCCUCUCGAUUGUCACCUCUACACAGCUCGCGAAGGCCUUCCAGCGUAGGAGCAACUUUGACCUCUCGAGAUUGCUGGAAGGCACCGAGCACUUCCUUCACACCCUGAUCAAACGGGCGCAGCACGACUUCAGCUAUCUCACCUCCAGUCUGGAACCUCUGCGGAUGGCGCCCUCGCUUCGAGAGGCGGCUGCGGCGGCAUUGAUGCCUCCGGCAAAAUUUAGGGACCUGCUCUACGUUCUGCUAAUCGCCAGCGGCCGCAUUGUCACCCUUCUUAGACCCCGCAAACAUUCCAUACAUCCUUCAGACUUGCACCUCCUGCUCAACACACUCGCAGCCUCACCCACGCUUACAUCGUCUGAGACAUGGAUACCCAUCUGCUUUCCUAAAUUCAACCCCGCAGGCUAUGUUCAUGCCUAUAUCAGUCCUGUGACUGAGGAUAUAACGUUGGUAUUCAUCAGCGCCGACCGGGAAGCCUUCAAUGACUUGCAAGGGUGGAAGGACAUCGUCGUUGAGAAACUCGCUCGGGACCAAACCUUGAGCAGGAUCUCACAAGCAAUUCCACUCCACUCGUAUUCUGUUUCCGCGGUGUCGUUACCCGGGCUCUACCACUUCAUCUAUAAGUCCCGUCAGAGCAUCCAAAUCACGGCCCCAUCCUGGGAGCCGCCAUACGACGGUGCAGCUCGAGAUCGCCUCAUCACCCUCUAUCAGCACCUGCAUGACUCGUUGCACGCGAAAGCCGGCCAAGCGGAACCGCUUCGGCUCGUUUAUGUCAAGACACAACACGAAGCCUGCCUCGGUUGGAUGACCAAACCUUUCGAAUUGUACAUGGCGGUCUCACCGCACUUGUCCAAGGCUGCCGUUGUGAGUGCUGCCAAUGCAGUGGCGACCUUUAUGAGCAAGGAGGAAGCAAGGGUGUUCAUCAAGGAUGCACCAGUAUUCUAG
Messenger RNA from Kockovaella imperatae, 1329 nucleotides. Its product is annotated as vacuolar fusion protein MON1. Bases 1 to 1329 code for a protein of 442 amino acids. Gene Ontology annotation, biological process: protein targeting to vacuole; vesicle-mediated transport. The transcript is spliced from 10 exons. NCBI's taxonomy places the organism in Eukaryota, Fungi, Basidiomycota, Tremellomycetes, Tremellales, Cuniculitremaceae. The record is from RefSeq and is a predicted model, not a curated record. Gene Ontology annotation, cellular component: Mon1-Ccz1 complex; fungal-type vacuole membrane.